Messenger RNA from Candidula unifasciata, 1263 nucleotides. Lineage: Eukaryota; Metazoa; Mollusca; Gastropoda; Stylommatophora; Geomitridae. The record is from the annotation of a GenBank genome assembly.
AUGACGUUUUUCAAACCAGGACAUUUCAUAAUGUUUCACUCAACAAUGACAUUUUCACAGUUCUAUUUGUCGUCCAAAUCAAGAUGGCUGCGUGCAAUGGUGGCCGUGGUUGUGGUAUACAUAUUUGUCCAGGUGUCGUGGACCAGCCGGGAGUACAUCCGACCUUGCUGCAUGGAUGCUCAGCAUGUCUCAACUUCAGGUUUUAAGGAACAUUACAAAUGGACAUGCAUCGACAGGCUGGCAAACAGACACAAAAGAGUGGAGGAUAUAUACUGUAUUGUUUUACCAGAAUUUCUACCACACAUAAAAAACCCAUGCUUCUACGACUAUGGAUCAAAACAUCGCGAGCUUCGUUGUCUCCCAUACUUUUAUAUUAUUGGAAUGGACAAAAGUGCUUCCACGGAUCUCCAUAGUCGAUUAGCCAAACAUCCCCUUGUAAUGGAAAACAGAGGCAAUCUUGGCAAAGAAACAGCUUAUUGGUCAUGGUAUAGAUAUGGUAUCUUCAACAAAAAGACUGUAAACAGAAAGAUGUAUUUAGACGACUAUCUGACGAUGUUUGCAGACACAGCAAAAAUGAUACAGGACGCCAACAGGACGCAGAUAAUUACAGGAGACGCCACCCCGAUGGACCUUUGGGAUUUUCGAUCCUGGCCGUCGAUCCCCCAGAACGCGCACAAAGAAGAACCUGAAGUGCUGACACCACAUCUAAUUCAGUAUAUUCAUCAAGGACGGACACCCAAGUUCAUCAUUCAGCUUAGAGAGCCAGUGGAAAGAUUGUAUUCUGACUAUAUCUUUCUGAAGUACGGAAACAACCCCACUGAGUUUCACAAACAUUCAAUGGAGGCCAUAGACUUGAUGAACAAUUGCACGGGCAACCACAGCAGGCGAUUCUGUUAUUUUAGUAAAGCUCUCUAUCAAAAACUACCAGCGCGCUUACACCUGGGCUGCUACUCCGUGUUUCUUAAAGAAUGGUUCAACGUGUUUCCUCGAUCCGCUUUCUUGAUAACAAGAACUGAUGAGUACAUGAAAGACAUGUCAGCAACAUUGACCAGGGUGUUCCAGUUUAUGGACUUGCCAACGCCUCCCCAAGAUCAGAUGGCGGAUAUCUUAAAUCAAACUCGUCGACAUGUCACACAAAAGAAAGCGGGGAAGAUACGCCCAGAAACCGUUACAGCGCUGCGCAAAUUCUACGAUGACUGCAACAAGGAGACUGCAGAACUUCUACAGGAUGAUCGUUUUCUAUGGUCAGAUCACUAUACGUGA